Harmonia axyridis is the source of this 972-nucleotide messenger RNA. RefSeq lists its product as uncharacterized. NCBI's taxonomy places the organism in Eukaryota, Metazoa, Arthropoda, Insecta, Coleoptera, Coccinellidae. Gene Ontology annotation, biological process: DNA recombination; DNA integration. The transcript is spliced from 2 exons. Bases 1 to 972 code for a protein of 323 amino acids. The record is from RefSeq and is a predicted model, not a curated record. Gene Ontology annotation, molecular function: DNA binding.
AUGGCAAUAAGUGAGGAAGUCAUGCUAUCGUAUUUUUUAAAUUUAAAGAAGAAGUAUGCAAUUUCAUCCAUGUGGUCGAAGUACUCGAUGCUGAAGGCCGCUAUAAAGGUCUAUAAUAACAUAGACAUUGGGAAAUAUAGUAAACUCACUGCCUAUCUGAAGAGUGAGUCGAGAGGAUACAAGGCGAAGAAAGCUGCAGUAUUGGAAAGAGCACACGUGGAAGAAUUUUUGACGAGAGCUUGCGAUAAAGAAUAUUUGAUGAUCAAGGUUGCACUAAUAAUGGGAGUUUCUGGUGCCUGUCGAUGCUGUGAAUUGACGAAUUUGAAAAUCAGUGAUGUACAAGACAGGGGCGCAUAUCUGCUUGUUUCGAUACCAGAUACGAAGACCGGCAUUUCACGAAAAUUCACAAUUAUAGAAGCAGGAUUCUCUAUCAAUACUUUGGAGACGUGUAGAAAAUUUAUGUCCUUACGUCCGAAGAAGUUAUCCAACGACAGAUUCUUUUUACGAUACGCUAAUGAGAAGUGUACUUCACAACCUGUCGGAAUCAACACUUUGUCGAAAGUUUCUUCGAGAAAUGCUUCAUUUUUGAAUCUGGCAAACGCAGAAGCUUAUAGCGGCCAUUGUAUGAGGCGCACUUCAACAACCUUAUUGGCUAAUAAAGGUGCUGAUCUUACAACAAUUAAACGACAUGGUGGGUGGAAUAGCUCAGAUAUAGCAGAAAGUUAUAUCGAGGAUUCUAUAUCUAAUAAGCUUGAUAUAGCAAGAAAAAUCCAAGGUUCUCCUGGUUCUAAUCGUUCCUUACAAGACAAUGCAUCCAUUCAUUCUAGAGAUUUAUCAAAAAUUUCGACUAUGCGUUCUGAAACCAAUGACAACUACAAGCUUGUUAUUAAUGGAAACGAAGUGGAUUAUGAUAAAACGAAGAACGAAAUGUCUAUUAAUAUAAAUGUUAAUGUUAAUAUUAAUAAUAAAUAA